Chiloscyllium plagiosum (whitespotted bambooshark) is the source of this 5060-nucleotide messenger RNA. It is a transcript of the gene igdcc4, whose product is annotated as immunoglobulin superfamily, DCC subclass, member 4. The record is from RefSeq and is a predicted model, not a curated record. Gene Ontology annotation, biological process: cell-cell adhesion. NCBI's taxonomy places the organism in Eukaryota, Metazoa, Chordata, Chondrichthyes, Orectolobiformes, Hemiscylliidae. Gene Ontology annotation, molecular function: protein binding.
AGCCGCGACGGGGACGUGCGAUUGGCCGCGCGCGCAUGCACACAAGAUGGCGUUGGAUGAUCGAGGGAGGAGGUUUCGUAUUGCCAGCGGAUUCUUUUGAACAUUUGUUUCCCCCCCCCGCUCUUUCAGUCCUUCACCAACCCCCCUCUCCUCGUUCCUCCUCCUGGGUGAUCGCAGCCUGUUUACAUGGCGCUCGGACAGCUCUGUUCGCACUGCGUCCUGACUUGGAUUCUAACCGUGAUAUUUUCGGAAGACAAAGUGAGUUCUUUGGAUUUGAGCUGCAGUGUUGGCCCUUUGCAACUAAUAUUGCAACCUAAUCAAGCCGUGGUGUUAGACUGCAACCUUCCUGCUGUAGAUCAGCCUGCAAACAUAACGUGGAAAAAAGGGGGAAUUCCUGUUGUGGAUGAAGAACACCACCAUGUGGUUCCCAAUGGAUCUCUCUAUGUUUCAUAUGUACCACGGGACUCAAAGAUUCAAGGUGGAGACAGCAGUGAAGGGAGCUAUACCUGCAUGUCCCAGAAUUCAUUUGGGGCCAUAACUAGUCGGACUGCAGUGAUCAAAUUCUCCACUUUGUCACAAUUUCAUCGGCAGCCAGAAUCUCAGGUGGUGGAGAAAAAUGGAACUGCUCGAUUUGAGUGUGGAAUUCAUGGACUGCCAUUGCCAGUUAUCACGUGGGAGAGAAACCAAGCAACUAUUCCAAAUCACGAAAGAUUUAUAGUCCUCCCAAAUGGAAUUCUGCAAAUUGUAUAUGUGCAAGAGGCUGAUGCGGGAGAAUAUCGCUGUUUAGCUAAAGGUGGAAUGUGGACACUGUACAGUCAGCAUGCUACUCUCACUGUAUUAGAAGGAAUUAAAUCAGUACCGACGGAUGUAGUCAUCAUUGCCCACCCAAAGAAUGUGACUGUUACUGCUGGUCAAAGUGCCAUUAUGGAGUGCUUGGCAUAUGCUGAUCCAACACCAUUUGUUUCUUGGAUUCGUGAGGAUGGUAAACCCAUUGCUACAGAUGUCAUCGUAGUUGGAAGGGCAAACCUUAUGAUUGCACAUGCUCAGCAAUAUCAUUCUGGCGUAUAUGUCUGCCGUGCCAAUAAACCCCGGACACGACAGUUUGUCACUGCUGCUGCCGAGUUACGAGUGCUGGCCCCACCAAUGAUUACACAAUUUCCUGAGACAAUUUCUCGGAUUCGAGCUAGCACUGCUAGAUUUGCCUGUAAAUCUGAAGGUGAACCUACUCCGAGAAUUCGCUGGCUGAAAAACGGAGAGGACAUUAUGUCCAAUGGACGUGUGAAGAUCCAGAGCAGUGGCAGUUUAGUGAUUAAUCAAAUUGGACUGGAGGAUGCUGCUUACUACCAGUGUAUUGCAGAGAAUAGUCUUGGAAUGGCAUGCACUACAGCCAAACUUGCUGUGACAAUUCGAGAGGGUUUGCCGAGUGCUCCCAAAAGCGUGUCUGCUGCGCCUUUAUCAAGUACUUCAAUCUUGGUAUCUUGGGAACGCCCUGAACACAACAGUGAACAGAUUAUUGGAUUUUCCCUUCACUAUCAAAAGGCAGUAGGUACAAACAAUGUUGAAUACCAGUUUGCAGUGAAUAAUGACACUACAGACCUUCAAGUAAAAGACUUGCAACCAAACACUAAUUAUACCUUUUAUGUUGUUGCUUACUCCCAACUUGGUGCCAGUCGGACCUCUCGUUCUGUGAUUGUGCAAACUAUGGAAGAUGUCCCAAGUACUGCUCCUCAACUGUCGUCAAUUCCCACCUUGUCUAAUAUACGGGUAUCAUGGCUUCCUCUUUCUCCAGAGCUCAGCCAUGGUAAAGUAACCAAGUAUCGCAUUGAUUAUUGCACAUUAAAGGGAGAUCAGAUUUAUUCAAUUGAAGUUGAUGGAAAUGAGACACAAGUCACACUUCCUAUUGUACAAUCAAAAAAAAUCUACAAAGUUCGGAUUGCAGCAAGCACUACUGUAGGAUAUGGUGCACCAUCAGAAUGGACCCAGCAUCUAAUCCCUGAACGAAAUAAGCUAAUGAUGGUUCCUUUUGCUCCAGCAGAGAUGAAGGUGAAGACAAAAGUAAAUUCUCUGUUGGUCACAUGGCAGCCACCUUCUAAUCAAGUCCAGAUCCUGGGUUACAAGCUUUUUUACAGAAAAGUAGAUGCAGAUGAUUUGAACAGAGAAUUAAAUGAAACGAAUGGAGAUGAGCAUUGGACAAAAGGACCAAUACGACUUCGAAGAAAAGUGAAGCAGUAUGAGAUUACUGGAUUAGUUUCAGACCGACUUUAUGAAAUUAAGUUGAUUGCAUUCAACAAACAAGAUGAUGGAUAUGCAGCAAUAUGGAAAGGAAAAACUGAAAAAGCACCGGCUGUAACCUUAGCACUCCCAGUAGUGCUACCACCUCCAACCCAGCUUCGUGCAGAAUCCAACAGUUCUAGAGCAAUUUGGUUACACUGGACCCGGCCACCGUUCACUACAGUCCAAAUUGCAAAUUAUACUGUGCGUUGCAGUCCGUCAGGGCUCAAGAAUGCUUCUCUAGUGAUGUACUUCACAAGCUCUGAAGAAGAGAUUUUUAUCACUAGCCUGAAGCCCUUUACCAGAUACGAAUUUGCAGUCCAGUCCAAUGGAAUUGGUGUUGAUGGGCCUUUCAGUGGCAUUAUAGAGGGGCUGACCUUGUCUGACAAACCUUCAACUCCUCCAUCAGACAUGAAGUUGAAUCCACUUAAUGCCUAUUCAGUCAGAGUUCGAUGGCUGCCUCCAACUGAACCAAAUGGCAUUAUAGUUGAAUACGUUAUUUUGUAUAAUGCAAACUACACACAACCUGAUGACUUGUGGAAUUCACUAUCCAAGGAAGGACACAUAUUCAGUACUGAUGUACAGGGACUAGAGAGUGACACUCGCUACUUCUUCAAGAUGGGUGCAAAGACAGUUGUCGGAACAGGACCAUACUCUACAGCAAAAGAUGUGCAAACUCUGUCUGAAGGAAUAUUAGGGCUGCAUGACCUUCUUGAUGUACAUUCAGUGACAGGCAUCAUUGUGGGUGUUUGUCUCGGACUCCUUUGCAUUCUCUUCUGCAUCUGUGCCAGUUUCUGCAACAGCAAGCGGAGUGAAGGUUCCUCAGGCCCAGAUAUCCACCUGACUGCUGAAUAUGCUCACUAUCGCAGGGCAAGGAAAACGUCUUCAACUCACAGUAUUUCCCAACCCCACGCACAUGAGCUGGAAACACUAAUCUCUCCAGCUGAAGAUCUGCCCCUGCCUGUCAAGAUAACUGAACUCACUGAGGUUCAAGUACUUAUGGAUACACAUUUUCCAGAUGAUGAUAUUCAGAUACAUUUAAAGGGUGCAGAAAGGAACAAACACCAGCUUUCAGAUGUGAAUCGUAUUGAAGCUGAAGUCAUCGUUCAUUCUGAAUUGUCAGCAUCAGAAAGAAACUCUACUUGUGAGGACCGAAACUGGCAGAGCAAGGAAGAUCUACAACUUAAGUCCAUCUCAGUUUCAUCUACAGAAAAUCUUCACAGUGAGAAUAUUCCUGUGUUAUCUACUGAAAACGGGAAGAAAAAGGAAAACAUUGAGAGUGAGUGCACUGCUGUUAAACCAGCUGAAGAUUGGAAUGAGGAUCUUCAAAACCAAUGUGCUCUUGUUUUGCCUGAGAAGGAUAGUCACUCUCGUGAGAUUUGCAAGGAUUCUUUGUCUCGUGUUGCAAAUGAAAGGAUGAAUUGCAGUGAUGCAGAAAAACACAGGGAUAUCACCGAUAUUCAAGGCAACUUAUCAUUGCAUUCUAAAACUAAAAGUAGCAUGAUGAAGACUGUUGAAUCGCAUGGGCUCACUAAUAGUUUUGAGAGCAUUCAGGAUUGGAAAAGUUCAAUUAAUGGUUUUACUUUAAAAAACAUAAACUCAGAAUCCUCAUGCCUGAAAAAUGCAGAAACUCGACCUUCUAGAUGCCAGACUCUGCUCACAGAUGGGGAUGAUGUUGCUCAUCACUUUAUUGCCUCCACUAUCUCUACUACCUCAGUCUCUGAGAAAGACUUGUGUCCAUAAUCAUCAACACAAUACUAACUUGCACAAAUAUUGGGGUGUAUCCUACAACUGCACACUCUGCGAGUGCCUAUUAUCACAUCUAGUAAGGAUUCUUGCACAUUACUGAGUCAAUGAAGAGCCUGAGAUCAGUUACUAGGUUUCGGUAUCUAAUAUUUUAAGUACAUGCUCCUCUAUGAUGGAAUAACCUUUUUUUUUUUAUUUUUUGACAGGAAUUUCCCUUAUUUAAUGUUACAAAGUGGAACUGUGUUUUCGAGUAGCAUUUACAGUACUCUCACUUUUCUUCAAUACAACAGAACUACCUCAUAUCUGUUAAAAUAUUGAGUAGUAUUGUGCUGCAUUAGUUCUGUAGUUGUUACAGCCAUUUUAUUUUUAUUAACUUUACACAGGUUUCAAAAUGGCAUUUUCCUGUUUCUAACUGGAAUGAUUUAAAACAACCAGUGCUUGAUGAAAUACUAAAACAAAACUAAAUGUAAGGAACAGAUGCACAUGCACCUUUUCAUUCAGGGCUCCACUAUAUCUGUCAAAUCUAAAAAUAAAAUCACAUGUCUAGAUAUUGCGUAAUUAUGAGAAAGACUUCAGAUAUAAAUAUGUUGAAUGUUACCUUUUUCCAAGAAAGUGAUGCCAAAUUGUAGCUAUUGCUGGUAUUUCAUCUUCUAAUUGGUGAAUUUGGCUUGAAGAUGCGUUUGUAUCUUGUUGGAGCUGCAUUAUAGCCGGCAAAUCUGUGACACACACAUUAGGAAUAUUCUUCUGUAUUUCUGCCAAUCAGAUGCCAUUGCUUGAGCAGAAACUCCAGGGAAAGAGAAGCAAUUAGUGUUUUCACUGAAUCUAUGUCAGGACAGCUCCAAAACUGCCAGUAAUUAAUAUUUUGAUAAUUUAUCAAGAAUUUUUAAAAAUCUGCAAGAAGUCUGAUGAGGGAGAAUAUUUAAAUCUGAAGUUUAAGCCUUAAUUUGAACCCGUCACCAUCUCUUAACUGGGAUAAAGUGAGGACUGCAGAUGUUGGAGGUCAGUCGAAAAGUGUGGCGCUGGAAAAGCGCAACAAGAAUGGC